AUACAAAAGGAGUCUUUUAGGCCUGAAGCUGCAAGAAAGCCGAAAAGUGAUGGCUGACCUGACCCCAUCUUCUCUCUCUCGGACCCACUAUGUCGUACACACUCCCUUCCCUGCUGUCUUCCAGCAACUCUCUCUCUCUCUCCCUGCACAAUCGGAAUGAAUGACUCGCUAGAAACUGCUCGGGGCUGGUUUUCUUUCCUUUUCUUGUUUUCCUUUUGUUGCCUUUAAGUUUCAAGAAUGAGAGGGGCGUAUUAACCAUUCUUCACCCACCCGUCACUGUGUUCUUCUGUGGGGAGGCGAUAUGUUCUGAGAAAACAGUAGGUGAGCAAGAACUUUCCCGGUACAGCUAAAGCUCCUGGAUGGGUUUCGGUUUUCUUUGGAGAAAGAUUCAAUCUUGUUGUUGGGUUUUCGUUUUCGUGUUCUGGAGAGACGAUGAUUGAGGUGGUUUCUUCUCUCCAAAUGAGUUACUUCUGUUCUCCUCCAAUCGAACGAUGAUGCUGGCGCAGGUGGGGCUCUUUCGCUUUCAUAAAAGAGAGCAUAAUUAAGGAUGGACUUGUAUGAAGAGCUUCUGGAUUCCCUUUGAUUCAAGUCAUCAUGUCGAGGCAAGCUCAUCUUCCACCUCGCUGCCCAUUUCAUAGGAAGCCCGUUUCUCGGCCAAUUCACGACCCCAUCUCUCCACCUGCAAACACAAACCACAGUAAUGUCUUUCCACGGCAUAAAAAAUCUCCCUCUCAGAGUGCCAUUUUGGAGGAGCAGCCGGCUUGGCUUGAGGAUUUGCUGGACGAUCCAGACUCGAGUUACAAGGGAGUCAUGCAUCGGAGAUCCGCCAGUGAUUCGAUUACUCUUUUAGAUGGCCUAUCGGACUCAUUACCAGCAAUCAAUCCCCAUUGUGUGAAGCAGACCAGAGAUGAAAAGGAAUCUUCAGGCAGGUUGGACUUGGAUUGCAUUUAUGGUCCCAAUUCUCCGCGUCAAAAAGCCAACCCAGCAUUACCGGACAGUGGCAUAGUUUCAGCAUUGUCGGAAUAUAUUUCACAGACUUCCCUGCAGUUCCUAGAUGGCAGCCUAUGCAUUUCUGGAAUGGUCAACUCAGAUAUGAAGGGUGAUAUCUGUGUUUCGAAUGGUGAUGAUGAGACAAAGACAAUGAAACGGCAUUCAGGACAGCGUUCUAGGGUCCGUAGGCUUCAGUAUAUUGCUGAACUGGAGAAAACAGUAAAUGUUUUCCAGGCUUUUGAAUCAGAGUUAGCAGUCAGAGUUGCUUCUCUGCUUCAGCACCGUUCUGCUUUGACAAUGGAGAAUGCCAGCUUGAAGCAAAAGAUUGCCGGACUGCGGCAGGAAAAGUUACUCUUGGAGGGGCAAUAUCAAUCUAUGAAGAAAGAACUUGGGCAACUGAAAUUAGGUCUGGCAAGUUCACCAAACAGCAAUUUCAGGAAUUAUUAUGAGGCGAGUGCUGGUGCUGGUGCUGGUGCUGCUAUUCCAGAAUCUUCUAGGCAGUUGUGAGGUAUGGAAAAACUCAAUCUUAACUGAACUUCUGAUGUUCGGAGAAUCGUCAAAAGGUUGGCGUUAAUGUGCAAUUUGCACUCGGUAUUGGGUCUUUUGUUGCACUGGUGUGGUGUUCUCCUGAUAGUGCAUAAACAGGACAAAAAGAGAAUGUCAGAUCUGUAGGUGUCUCUUGGCUCGGUAUCUCUAGUAAAUCAGGCGAAAGACCUCAAUUUUGAGAGACAAAUUGGGUUGACACCUUGAGUUGUGGUAAACACGGUGCAACUAUGGGCUUGCUGUCGGAAAGUUACUACUUUCUCCGACAUAUUUUUGUUGUUCCUUGCGGGUGAGAUAUGUUCAGGAAGCUUCAUUGAGCACAUUUUGCCCGCUGCAAAAGAAGAGGGCAGUUUGAAGUUUGUCACUUUGGAGGAAAUUGUUCUUGAUAUUGCUUUUCUGGUGUGCAAGUGGUCCAAAUAAGCGGAGGAGGCCUGCUAAAUUGCUAAUGUUCAUUUUGCUACUACGCUCCUGGACGACAUCCAAUCUGUUGUUCAUACUAAAAUGGCCUUCUGGAAAUUUUAAUGCGUUUAUUUUAAUGAGGAGCCUUUCUUUCCAAAA
Messenger RNA from Rhodamnia argentea, 2091 nucleotides. Its product is annotated as basic leucine zipper 2. Gene Ontology annotation, biological process: regulation of DNA-templated transcription. NCBI's taxonomy places the organism in Eukaryota, Viridiplantae, Streptophyta, Magnoliopsida, Myrtales, Myrtaceae. The coding region runs from base 595 to 1497 and encodes 300 amino acids. The record is from RefSeq and is a predicted model, not a curated record. The transcript is spliced from 5 exons. Gene Ontology annotation, molecular function: DNA-binding transcription factor activity.